Molecule: messenger RNA, 1263 nt
Organism: Bubalus bubalis (water buffalo)
Lineage: Eukaryota; Metazoa; Chordata; Mammalia; Artiodactyla; Bovidae
Gene: TEX28
Product: testis expressed 28
Exons: 4
Coding region: 1-1263 (420 amino acids)
Cellular component (GO): endomembrane system
Source: RefSeq, a predicted model, not a curated record
AUGAGGUACCCGUUUUGUGAUUCUUAUCUCCCAAUGCAGACAGAAUACACCAAGGGCCCAACUACCACCCUCUCCUCCAGUGUCCCCUCCUGUAGAUCCCUGUCAUCCAGCGAGGAUGGCCCCAGUGGCCACUCCAGCCUUUCAGAUGGGAAGCUGACCUGGAACGUACAGGACAGCAUCAAGCACCGUAUCCUCUACCUCUCAGAGCAGCUGAGGGUGGAGAAGGCCAGCCGUGAUGAGAACACAGUGGGCUACCUCAAACUGGUAUCCAAGGCCGACCGGCACCAGGCCCUCCACAUCCGGCAAGCCUUUGAGAAGGUGAACCAGCGAACCUCUGCCACCAUCGCCCAGAUUGAGCGAAGGCUCCGCCAGUGUCAUCAGCAGCUGCAGGAGCUAGAGGAGGGCUGCAGGCCCAAGGACUUAGUGCUGGGGACCAAAAGCAGCCUGGACAACAACUGCAAGCAGCCCCGUGAAAAGGUUCUGUGUGCAGAGCCCCCCCGGCCAGGUGGAGAAGACUGCUCAUCCAGCGACCUGUCUACUGUCAUCAGACACGUCCCUCUCCAGGCUCAUUUCCCAGCCUGCCAGCAGCAGAGGUCCUUGGAGAGCAAGUGUGGGGCCCAGCCACGAGCCCUGCUGGAGCAGAAGAUGAAGGAGGAGCUGAGAGAGGUCAAGAUGGUCCACUUGAGCCUGCAGGAGUCCUACCAGAGCCUCAGGGAGCAGUAUCUGACUGACCUGCAAGCAUCGCUGGAGUCCCUUCAGAAGGAAAAGUCUAGACAAGUGCUGCUGGAAGGACAGGUGAAUGGGCACCUGCAGGGGCACCUGGACGAGAUUUACCACCUCAAACAGAACCUGGCCUGCACCGAGGAGAGAAUCGUCUACCUGUCCUAUGAGAGAGCCAAGGAGAUCUGGGAGGUCAUGGAUACCUUCAAGAACCGCAUGGGCAAGCUCGAGGCUCUGCAGCAGGUGACCCAGCUGGGGCUGACAGAACGCCCACAGAGCUGGCCCCAGGACAUCCUGUGCCACUUGACGAGCCUGCUGCUGAAGCUGGCCACGGUGCUCCUGGUUCUGCUGUCCGGCACUUGUGCCUGCCCCCUGCUGCUGCACUUGCGCCUGCACACAUGCACCAUGCUCCUGCUCCUUGGGCUCAGCACCCUGGCCUGGCAGAAGCGGCACGCCAUCUCUGCCCCAGAGUGGCAGGCCUGGGUCCCCUCCAGGUGGAGAUGGUUUGCCAGGGCCUCUCGGCCUCCACCCAAGGGGCCUUAA